This is a messenger RNA of Suillus discolor, 927 nucleotides long. RefSeq lists its product as uncharacterized. The record is from RefSeq and is a predicted model, not a curated record. Gene Ontology annotation, molecular function: oxidoreductase activity. The coding region runs from base 62 to 892 and encodes 276 amino acids. The transcript has 3 exons. Lineage: Eukaryota; Fungi; Basidiomycota; Agaricomycetes; Boletales; Suillaceae.
CUCACUCGUGAUACCAAGGACACUUUCAUUCCGCAUUUCAUCCAGCACAAACGGACUAACCAUGGCCUCUGACACUAUCGGCAUUUUCAACUACAUGUUGGCUCCGUCUGACGGCUCUCGGCCUUACAAUACCAUUAACUCAGAUGGCGCCACCGGAAAGCGAGCCCGCAACUGGGCCGAGGACACGCAUGAUAUACGAAUUGAGGAUGUGCGCGGGAAGGAGGAGCUUUAUAAGCUCGACAUUGCUGGGUUUCAGUAUGGGCGAGAAGCGGCGAAACAUGCCAGCUUCUUGAAUGAUGAUGAGGUCGAGCGCGAAUACUACCCUGAGAGCAUCGACCUUAUCAAGAGGGUUACGGGAGCAACCAGGAUUGUCAUCUUCGAUCAUACUAUUCGUCGCCGUCGCCCAGGCGAGGUAGAUGAUGGCCCACAGAAACGUCAACCAGUUCCGCUGGUUCAUGUGGACCAAACGACUGCAUCGUCCAUUGCUCGUGUUCAUAGGCAUCUCCCGCCAACAGAAGCUCCUUCCCUCCUUCGAAGACGCUUCCAAAUCGUUAACCUUUGGCGUCCUAUAUCACAUGCGGCUGUAGAUUGGCCGCUUGCACUAUGUGACUUCCGGAGUAUUGAUUACGAGAAAGACUUGGUACCUGUCACUCUUGUAUACCCUGACCACGAGGGUGAAACAUUUGGAGUCAAAUACAGCCCAAAGCACCAGUGGAAAUACAUGAAGGCGAUGACCCCAGAAGAGUUUGUUCUUAUCAAAUGCUUUGACUCGGUACAAGAUGGCAGUGUCGCGAGGCUCACGCCUCAUACUGGCUUCCAAGACCCGAACACUCCAGAGGGAGCGCCGCUUCGGGAAUCCAUCGAGCUGAGGGCUCUGGUAUUCUAUGAUUAGAAGGCGUUUUUUUGACUGGCGUUCAGAAUCAACAA